UCCCCAGCGUUCGCGGGAAAGCGGCGGCGGCGGGGGCUCCGGGCUGCAGGUUGCGUACCAGUGUUGUAUGAACCAUUUUUUCCUGGGGAGAUGUGAAUACACGUCUGCUCACUCAAGACAGGGCACGAACAACAGGCGAACGCGUGGUUGGCGCACUAGUCAGUUCACUGUGGUUGCGCACAGGGCGUGGAUAAGCUGUCAUUUUCAAGGGUGCAGAUGACUUAAAGGCAGCGGAAUAACCGCACAGUCCCGUCCCAGCAUAGGUGAAGAGUCAGGAGUUGUAGAAGCUGUGUUGUUGGGGCCCAUGGCUGCUGGUUGGAUCCCCCCAACCCCCCCCCACGCACCCCCACCUUCAGCACGUGUUUACCGCUUCUGUCACUCUGGGGAGGAGUGCAGACUUUCCAGCGCUCCUUGACCACCCGAGUCUCCUGCGCUUCCCUCCUCCCUCCAUGAGGGGAUGUCUCAGUCUGGAGGAAAGUGCUCAACAGUCAGGCCUUUGCGCAUGUCCCAUUUUCCACCCUUCCAGGCUCUGAAGUGCACCCUCACCAAUGGACCUGAUUGGUUUUGGUUAUGCGGCCCUUGUGACAUUUGGAAGCAUCUUGGGAUAUAAACGGCGAGGUGGAGUUCCGUCUUUGGUUGCUGGUCUUUGUGUUGGAUUUCUGGCUGGCUAUGGGGCUUACCGCGUCUCCAAUGACAGACGGGAUGUCAAAGUGUCACUUUUUACGGCUUUCUUCCUGGCCACCAUCAUGGGCGUGAGGUUCAAGAGGUCAAAGAAGAUAAUGCCUGCUGGUCUGCUUGCAGGUUUAAGCCUCGUGAUGAUCCUGAGACUCGUCUUGCUGCUGCUGUGAGCGUCCAGGCGUGCCGAAGACUGGAUUCCCGUCAUGCCGUCCAGGGUGGAAUGUAGUCUCUUACUUAAUAAAUAAGUAAAUUUAAA
Jaculus jaculus (lesser Egyptian jerboa) is the source of this 934-nucleotide messenger RNA. RefSeq names its product transmembrane protein 14A (gene Tmem14a). Gene Ontology annotation, biological process: regulation of heme biosynthetic process. The transcript has 6 exons. Bases 549 to 848 code for a protein of 99 amino acids. NCBI's taxonomy places the organism in Eukaryota, Metazoa, Chordata, Mammalia, Rodentia, Dipodidae. Gene Ontology annotation, cellular component: mitochondrial membrane. The record is from RefSeq and is a predicted model, not a curated record.